This is a messenger RNA of Enterospora canceri, 1566 nucleotides long. NCBI's taxonomy places the organism in Eukaryota, Fungi, Microsporidia, Enterocytozoonidae. The record is from the annotation of a GenBank genome assembly.
AUGACCGAACAAGGCAAACGAAUCAAAAAUGAGCACUUCAAGCCUAUCAAUUCAUUCAUAACUGAGGGAAACAUGCGAUUCAAGCUGCUUAAAUUCAUAGGACGUGGCGCAUAUGCACAGGUGUUUGAGACACAGGUUGUAUCAGGCUUCUCGUAUAAAAUUAUGCCAGAGAAAGUGGCACUAAAAAUUAUUAAAAUGGAACUAGUGAAGUCGAACAAGGCCAAGGAGCUGCUUGAAUCCGAAAUAAAGAUCCAUUCCAGACUGGAACACGAGAAUAUCGUGAAGAUGUACUACUCAUUCAGAGACAGUGAUUUCAUAUACAUUGUGAUGGAAUACUGCAAUGGUGGAGCACUGGACAAACACAAAUUGUAUAGGAGCAUAAAGGACAAGAACAGUAAACACGUUGUUACUGAAGAGCACUACUGGAAUAGUAGGCGGAUUUGCCACCAAAUUAUGCAAGGAAUCAAGUACCUGCAUUUUAAUGAAAUAGUUCAUAGGGACUUGAAACUGCAAAACAUAUUCGUAUCACAGGAAUCGAAUCAAAUUAGAAUAAAACUGGGUGAUUUUGGACUAUCAGCAGUUGUGGAGAGCAAUCGAAGAAGAAAGACAGUCUGUGGUACGCCAAACUAUAUUGCACCAGAAGUGUUGGAUGGAAAGAAAAGAGGCCACUCGUAUGAGGCUGAUAUCUGGUCAUUUGGUAUUGUACUAUACACGUUGGUUGUGGGAUUGCCACCAUUCCAGGAGGAAACAGUGGACAAAAUAUACGAGAGAAUCAAAACAGGUCAUUUUGUGUUUCCAAACUCGUUUAAGCGAAACAACGCAAAUAACACAUAUGCGAUAUACGCUAUGGAUAUUCUGAACAAGAUAUUGCUCAAGAAUCCAGAAGAUAGACUCACAAUUGAAGAAAUAGAAGACCAUAGGUUUUUUACUACAAAACAGAUGAACAAAAUUAGUGAGAAUAAAUCCAAUACAAAUAGGCAUGGAAUGAAGAAAGGAAGUGAAUCAUUAUGUGAAAUAAUGUUGGAUGCGUUACUCAAUUCUGCCUACAGAAUCACAAACAUAGAGGACGAACACGUCUCAUUCUCGUUUCCGAUGAAUGACCUGAAGUGCAUUGGAUACACUACGAAAGAAGGUGUCAUUGGCCUGAUUUACUUCAAUAAGGACCACGUCUAUCUACUACGAAACUGCCUAGUCGUUGGCAAACUGAAUGGUGAAACAGAACGACACCCAUUCAGGUCCAUUCCAGCCAAAUUCAAGACGAAUAUAGGCCACUUGAAGUAUUUUGUAACCAAAUUCACCAGUUUGAAUUGGAACAGGGUGUUGCUACCAGAGGAGCCAUCGGCCAUCAUCAAGAAAGUAUCACGAGUUCAGGAUGGAUUUGCAUUUUUGAUGACGAAUGGACUGAUGGUAUUUGAUUUCAGCUGUGGAUCCCGGGUUGUAGUUGGUAGAAACGGUAAGGAAUUUCUGGUUCUGAGUGACUACGAAAAAGUUGUUGGAUUUACCGAUCAAAUUAAGGUAAAAAUGAUAAAUGUACUGAUGAAUCACAAAAGAAGCAAGGAACAGUAG